AUGGGCUAUUUCGCUCUCAAUACCGCCGCCACUUCGAAGAAGUCAACUCUUGGUGGAGGCCUGAAAGGGUGGAAGCCGAUCACUCCUCCUCCAACUCCACCCUCGGCUUCUCCAACCAGCACCCCUCCCAGGUCUCCACUCCCCUGGCGACGCUACUCUUCAUCACCAUCUUCAGGUGAAUCCCAGGCUCCCUGGGCACAAAGCAGAAACUGGCGGACCGGCGCUCCGCUACAGCCCAGUAAGGUAACGUCGUUACCAAAGUACGAUGACAACCUGCCCGGUAACGUCGUAUUCCUGCCUGUCCAGUUGCCUCCCUCCGGCUCUAUUAUUUAUGAGAAGUUGGGUGGCGACGAGAACGAGAACCCAUGGGGUCACCCAGCGGUGAUUACCGGCAUGUUUUUGGACGACGACGGCAAGGAGUGCGUGUACAUUCGGCUAUGCACCAGUUUUGGUAGCCAGAGAGUUGAGGAUCACAGGAAGCCCGAGCAUUGGAAGUUCUUUGUUCUUGCCGACAACAUGGAGGACAUAAGGCCACAUCCUCAUACUCGGCUUGCAACGCUCGAACCCGGCUCCGGCAAGUUUCCUAAGCGUACCUAUGUCAAUAUCGGGCGUAACGCAGAGUACUCUAUCGAGUUCGCGCACCUCGAGAAGUGGGGUCAGACGCCGGUGAAGUUUGAUGCUGAGUCUACUCAGUUGAUCGCCAAAAAUAGACCCUAUUGA
This is a messenger RNA of Cucurbitaria berberidis CBS 394.84, 720 nucleotides long. RefSeq lists its product as uncharacterized. The record is from RefSeq and is a predicted model, not a curated record. The transcript has a single exon. Bases 1 to 720 code for a protein of 239 amino acids. NCBI's taxonomy places the organism in Eukaryota, Fungi, Ascomycota, Dothideomycetes, Pleosporales, Cucurbitariaceae.